AUUUGACUUAGUAUCCUCCUUAUGUUGACUUAUUAUGGGAGCAGUCCAAAAAUUUGACUAAAUAAAAAAGGUUCAACAAAAUAUAUAUAGCAUCGGCAUGUUCAUAUUUUUCAAACAUUUCUAAGCUAUUUUUCCUUAUGCAAUAAAUUGCAUUUCCGUAAUUAUUCUUCGCGUACAAAACAAAAUAUGCUAGAUUUGAGUAGUCAAGAAUUAAAUUUAUAGAGUAGAGAAUUUGAUUUGGACUACCUACCUGAAUUCGGAGCUUAGGGUUUAUGUUUUGGGGGGUUUUAGGAAUUUGCUGAGAUUUUGAGAAAACGAAGCGAAAAACAAGAUGAGCAAAAUGCAGCAGCCGAUGAACACGCCGCCGUCGAUGCCUCUCAAUCUCGUCUCCACUGAGCAGAUUCAGAAGUAUUUGGACGAGAACAAAAACUUGAUAAUGGCGAUACUGGAAUGUCAGAAAAUGGGAAAAGUGGCUGAAUGUGCACAGUAUCAGGCCAUCCUCCAGAAAAAUUUGAUGUAUUUAGCGGCGAUAGCUGAUGCCCAGCCUCCAGGAUCUUCGACACCUUCACAAUUGCAGAUGGCAACUAGCUCGGUGGCACCACAAGGAGAUUCACAUAUGCAGCAGAGUCAGUCAUCAUCGGUGCAGCAGCAGCAGCAGCAACCCAAGUUGCCGUUCCAGCUCAAUGCUCUCCGCCCUCAAGAUCAGCAUAAUCAACUACUACAAUUUCAACAACAACAACAGAUGCAAGGCCACUUUAAUCUUGGAGGGGGUGCUAAUAAUGGUCUACAUAUGCUUAUGCACCCUGGCCAUGCCCAUGCCAAUAUGAUGGACUUGAGAGGAAACCACCCCGGUGCCUUGGAGGCAAGUUCCGGCAACAGCCAAGGAAACUCCGGUUUGGGACGCGAUGGCAGAGAAUGACGGUCGUAUAAUGUGAUUUUAAACCUGAACCAGAACACUUUUUUUCUCCAAUGAAAUCGUUUCUCGCAGUGUUCUCUGUGAGACCUGUUGUAUUGCGUUUUGUCAUGCAGAAAACGAGCAUAUUUUUGAUGUGGAAAUGGUGCAGAAAGUUGACUGUGUUCUGAGAAUUUAUUUAUUUAUUUAUUUUUAUUUUGCAUAAA
Salvia miltiorrhiza (redroot sage) is the source of this 1119-nucleotide messenger RNA. Its product is annotated as GRF1-interacting factor 3-like. The transcript is spliced from 4 exons. Gene Ontology annotation, molecular function: transcription coactivator activity. Gene Ontology annotation, cellular component: nucleus. The coding region runs from base 332 to 919 and encodes 195 amino acids. Gene Ontology annotation, biological process: cell population proliferation; leaf development; positive regulation of transcription by RNA polymerase II. The record is from RefSeq and is a predicted model, not a curated record. Lineage: Eukaryota; Viridiplantae; Streptophyta; Magnoliopsida; Lamiales; Lamiaceae.